AGUCCCCUGUCACAACUCUCCUGGUAGCUCCUUACUGCUGGGUCUGAAGAGGGUGUUUGUGCGGCUGGUCGACUGCAGGAAAACACCAGGGCAGAGUGGAACUGUGAGAGAAGGACACGAGGAGGGAGAUUUGAUUUCAUCAAGGGACUCUCCUCCUCUCAGUGGGAGGGACUUAUCAUCUGGGGAGCUUCAACUACAACAUGUUGCUGACGAGGCAGAGAAGAGUGUCUCCCAAUCAGAACACCUCAAACACCAGCACAGACAUACAGGGAAGAAAUCUCACCACAGCUGCUCUGACUGUGGGAAGAGUUUCACUACACGGAGGUCCUUCAUAAUUCACCUGCGUAUUCACACCGGAGAGAAGCCUUAUCACUGUUAUCAGUGUGGAAAGAGCUUCAAUCAGUCAGGCAACCUGACAACACACCAGGUAACACACACUGGAGAGAAGCCUUAUAGCUGUGAUCAGUGUGGGAAGAGCUUUGCUCGGUCUGGACAGCUGACUACACACCGGGUAACACACACUGGAGAGAAGCCUUAUAGCUGUGUUCAGUGUGGAAAGAGCUUUAAUCAGGCAGGCAACCUGACAGCACACCAGCUAACACAUACUGGAGAGAAGCCUUACAGCUGUGAUCAGUGUGGGAAGAGCUUCAAUCACUCAGGCAACCUGACAGCACACCAGGUAACACACACUGGAGAGAAGGCUUAUAGCUGUGAUCAAUGUGGGAAGAGGUUUGCUCACGCUUCCAACCUAACUAGACACCAGGUAACACACACAGAAGAGAAGCCUUACAGCUGUGAUCAAUGUGGGAAGAGGUUUGCUCAAGCUUCCAACCUAACUAGACAUCAGGUAACACACACAGAAGAAAAGCCUUACAGCUGUGAUCAAUGUGGGAAGAGGUUUGCUACAUAUUACACAUUCAAAUAUCAUCUGAGAAUUCAUACAGGGGAGAAGCCUUACCCCUGCCUUGAUUGUGGGAAAAACUUUGCGAGUGCAGGAUCCCUAACCAUACACCAGAGUGUACACACUGGAGAGAAGCCUUAUAGCUGUCAUCAGUGUGGGAAGAGCUUUGCUGUAGCUAACACCCUGAUUAUACACCAGCGCAUACACACUGGAGAGAAGCCUUAUAGCUGUAAUCUGUGUGGAAAGAGCUUUGCUGUGGUUUCCACCUUGAAUAAACAUCAGCGCAUACACACUGGAGAGAAGCCAUAUAGCUGUGAUCAGUGUGGGAAGAGCUUUGCUCUAUCAGAUAAACUAACUAUACACCAGCGAACACACACAGGAGAGAGGCCUUAUAGCUGUGAUCAGUGUGGAAAGAGCUUUGCUCGAGCUUCCACCCUGAAUUCACACCAGCGAACACACACUGGAGAGAAGCCUUAUAGCUGUGAUCAGUGUGGAAAGAGCUUUGCUGAGUUAGGGACCCUGAAUUCACACCAGUGAACACACACUGGAGAGAAACCCUAUGUCUGUCUAUGUGGAAAGAGUUUUUCUCUUUUAGGGCAAAUAAAAAAACACCAGAAAUCAAAAACGUGCCAUAUUUCAUCUCCAUCCUAUACCCGACAGUGGUUAUAGAUCCCUAAAUGAAAGGCUCUAUAGAAAACAUAUCCAUCUCCCAUUCUUAAACAGUUGACUUAGUCUGAUCACCAUGGUAACCUCUGUGCAGCAUAAUAUGCAGCUCUGAUCUAGGAUCAGGUCUCCCCUGUGUCUAUGUAAUAUCACACAUUGGGAUCUAAAUGGAUAAAUGUUAUCAUAGAAAAUGUCAUAUUGUGUGUGUGGGG
Messenger RNA from Oncorhynchus kisutch (coho salmon), 1776 nucleotides. RefSeq names its product zinc finger protein OZF-like. The annotation marks the transcript as partial. Lineage: Eukaryota; Metazoa; Chordata; Actinopteri; Salmoniformes; Salmonidae. Gene Ontology annotation, biological process: regulation of transcription by RNA polymerase II. The transcript has 2 exons. Gene Ontology annotation, molecular function: DNA-binding transcription factor activity, RNA polymerase II-specific; RNA polymerase II cis-regulatory region sequence-specific DNA binding. The record is from RefSeq and is a predicted model, not a curated record.